CAGUCAUGUCAGUUGAUGUAAAUUAGAGUUUGAGUACACAAAUCAGCUUAAUUAAAAAGGAGAAAUUUAAAUGUCAAGCACUGUUUAAGAUUCCUGCCUCUUUGUAACACAUAAGUUGUCAAGCACGCUUUGGAGAGCGCAAGCAUCACAAACUAUCAUCAAAAGUAUGGAAGUCCAUACAGUGACGGUGAACAGCCUACAUUGCACUGUCACGGAGCUUUCCUCCCUCAAAGCUUCGACAUCUGCACCUGCCUCGCCCAAGGUCACAUCAAAGAAGAAUAUUUCCAACAAUGCUGUCUCCGAGGCUACUAUCAUUGAACGCCUGAACCAUAGUUCAACCUGUGAGCUGGAAAAGGAGUAUAAUGAACUUAAGAACUGGCACGGUUCUUUAACAGGCAAUAAAAGUGUGGGAAAAAGGAAUGGCUCGUUAAGUGGCGACUCCUCAACCACGUCAGCCACGCCCGGAACCAAAACAAUGGAAAGUGGUGUUACGAUGAGCUCUGCUAGUGCGAUGGCAUCCUUGACAGUUGCACCCGCCGUCGUCCAAAUUAAGAAGCGUAUCUCGAGCAGCCGAACUCCGGCACGCAAAGCGCAUCGUAUCAAAUUCUUCCGCAAUGGGGAUCGUUUCUAUUCCGGCAUAACAAUACCUGUCUCCAAUGAACGGUACCGAUCCUUCGAGAGUCUUUAUGAAGACUUAACCCGGUUGCUUGAGGAGAGUGUAAAGAUACCUGGGGCUGUUCGCACAAUAUACAGCAUGUGUGGGAAAAAGAUAAACACUCUCGAUGAGUUGGAGGACGGUCAGAGUUACGUUUGUUCCUGCAAUAACGAGCAAUUUAAGAAGGUGGAAUACAACACUGGCUCCCAGCCUUUGGUUAAUUUGACGUUGUCCAACAACAGUCGAUCAAAUAAUCAGCGAUUGGCGAAAAAUUAUAGACCCGCCUCUCCCUUAAAAAAUGGAUCAUUAGCAAUUAGCAAUGGACCAAUUACAGUAUGUGGCGGAGGACCGGACAAUAGGAUUCCGUUGAACGCGUCCCGUCUUAUCAACCGUGACACUGUGGUUCAUCCUCGUAUAGUUACGCUGAUACGUAAUGGUACUAAGCCCCGCCACAUUAUGCGUUUGUUGUUGAACAAGCGUAACAGUCCAAGCUUCGAACACGUUCUGACCGCCAUUACCCAAGUGGUUCGCCUAGAUACGGGAUAUGUUAGAAAGGUAUUUACCCUUUCAGGUAUAUCGGUGGUUCAACUCGCUGAUUUUUUUGGACCGGAUGAUAUUUUCUUUGCAUAUGGGACAGAGAGAAUCAACACUGCGGAGGAUUUUAAGUUGGAAGCGGAGGAGCAGCGUGCUAUUAAUGUCAUACGCAAGACCCUGCGGACGGCAGGGACCACCUACAAGGGACCCAAGCCCAAGAUGCCUAUCAAGAGCAAAAAGGCUUAUCCCCCGUUGGUGGAUUCGGAGGAAUUUAAAGCAGCUCCCGCGCCCGAUGAGCAAAGAGAGGCUGCUUUACUUAAAAACCCUGGCAUAGAGCUCGAUGAUUUGCCAGUAGAUAUAAGGGACAGUUACACGUUGGGACAAAUUAUCGGCGAUGGGAACUUUGCCAUUGUCCUAAAGAUCAUGCACCGUCAAACGGGAAAUUUAUAUGCCUUGAAAAUAAUUGAUAAAAACAAAUGCAAGGGCAAGGAGCACUACAUUGAUGCUGAAGUACGAGUCAUGAAAAAGUUGGAUCAUCCGAAUAUAAUAUCACUUAUAAUGAAUGUGGACAAACAUUCAAAUAUGUAUCUUGUACUGGAGUAUGUAAGUGGUGGCGAUCUGUUCGAUGCAAUAACUCAGGCCACUCGUUUCUCAGAAAGUCAAUCGCGAAUUAUGAUAAGGCAUUUGGCGUCAGCCAUGUCAUACCUGCAUUCAAUGGGCAUUGUGCACAGAGAUAUUAAGCCUGAGAACCUCCUGGUAGAACUAGAUGAACAUGGAAACGUCCUUGAACUAAAACUCGCUGAUUUUGGAUUAGCAUGCGAGGUAAACGAUCUUCUUUUUGCCGUUUGUGGUACCCCCACCUAUGUCGCGCCAGAGAUAUUGUUAGAAGUCGGAUAUGGCUUAAAGGAGCGUUGACCGAGAAAUUGGAGGACCUGGACAAAUGUUUAAGGAAGCCUAUGUAAAAUACAAACUAACGAAACAGAAAACUAGGCUUACAAACAAUAAUUGUUCUUCAACAGAAAACCUAAAUAACACAAUUUAAUUAAAAUGAAGUAAAAAGUAAAUAUAAAUUUAUGUAUUUUAAAUUCUAUAUUUUCAUUAUUGAAAACUCAUUAGAAAUAUUCUGAGUUUCACAAGUGAUUUUACGUGGGACGUGUCACUAGCAGGUGAUUUCAUAAAUGAAAACUCAUCAACUCAAACCCUUCAGUUUCGAAGGUAAAGUUUCACUCGUGAACAACCUUGUGAAUAACACGUGACAUGUCAGCUUGCACGCGUGAAAAACAAUUAACACUCCAUAUAGACAAUUGUAUGGGAUGUUCGAUUUUUCACAAGUGAAAAUUGUAAUGAAAAUUUGUUAAAGGCACUCGUAAUUUCACUUGUUACAUGUCGUAAAAAAAAAAUUGUUAAAUUAAGUAAAAAAAAAAAA
Drosophila suzukii is the source of this 2615-nucleotide messenger RNA. Lineage: Eukaryota; Metazoa; Arthropoda; Insecta; Diptera; Drosophilidae. The record is from RefSeq and is a predicted model, not a curated record.